AUGAAGCCCUACAAAUCUCCGGGUUCGGAUGGGUUACAUGCUGGUUUUUAUCAGCGUUUUUGGCUCACAGUGGGGGAUUCGGUGAAGAAGGAAGUUAUGAGGGUUUUUCUUGAUAGUAAAGUGCCGAAUUAUCUCAACAAAACUCUUAUUGUUCUCAUCCCAAAAAUCCAAUGGCCGGAGUCUAUUGGGAACUAUAGGCCUAUUAGUCUUUGUAACUCUGUUUACAAGAUCAUUUCCAAAGCCAUUGUUAAUCGGCUUAGACCUCAUUUGGAGAACAUUGUCUCUCCCUUCCAAAUAGCAUUCAUUCCGGGUAGGAGAGGCACGGAUAAUGUUAUCAUUGUGCAAGAAUUAAUCCACACCAUUGGUCGUGCAAAAGGAAGGAAAGGGUACAUGGCUAUCAAGAUUGAUCUAGAGAAGGCCUAUGACAGAAUUGAGUGGAGUUUUAUCAGGGAAAUGCUUGUUAAGUUCAACUUUCCUAGCAAGCUUACAGAUAUUAUCAUGAGUUGUGUCUCUUCGGUUUCAACUUCUCUCCUCUUCAAUGGGGGCUGCUUAGAAUCCUUCCAGCCGUCUAGAGGCAUCAGACAAGGGGACCCGUUAUCGCCCUAUCUAUUCAUUCUCUGUAUGGAAUAUUUGGGUCAUCUAAUUGAAGAUAAGUGUGCUGCCAAGGCUUGGAUUCCAGUUAAAACUUCAAGGAGUGGGCCUUCCUUUUCGCAUCUUUUCUUUGCAGAUGACCUGGUUUUAUUUGCCGAGGCUGAUAUGGAAAAUUGUAUUGCUAUUAAUGAAGCUCUUCAGGAGUUUUGUUCUAGAUCAGGGGUUCGGAAGCAUGAUUUUGAUUUUGUGCUAGAUAGAGUAAAGAAAACGUUAGCGGGUUGGAAAGCUAAUUUACUCUCCAUGGCUGGCCGGUUGGUGCUUAUCCAAGCUGCUUCCUCUACCAUUCCAAAUUAUGUCAUGCAACAGGCUUCGCUCCCAAAUAAAAUCCUCAAGGGCAUUGAUAGGGUCAAUAGGAACUUUUUACGGGGAUCCUCUGAUCAUGCUAGGAAAAUGCAUUGGGUCAAUUGGGAUGCUAUAACUAAGCCAAAGAAGUUGGGAGGUCUGGGAUUGCAAUCGGCUAAAGGCAGGAAUACAGCUCUCCUUGCCAAGCUUAACUGGAGAUUUCACACUGAGAAUGAUGCUCCUUGGGUCAAGGUUCUUAAAUAUAAAUAUUGUACGAGGCAGAGAAUCAACUCGAGGAAUGAAGCUAAUCUCCCAAGCUCCCCUACUUGGAAAGGUAUGAAGAUAGGUGAGGAUACUUUCAAGAAAGGGUUAAAGUGGAUUCCAGGGCACGAGAGCAACCUCAAUUUUUGGGCUGAUUGCUGGUCUAAUCUUGGCUCCAUUAGAGCCCUCAUUCAGGGUCCCCUCCCUCUAGACUCGGCCACCCUCAAGCUUAAAGAUGUGAUUUCUAUGGGAAGAUGGGAUUGGUCGAAGAUCCCUUUCAACCUCCCUUUAGGGAUUAGAGAGGAAAUCCAAGCAACCCUGAUUCCUCUUAUAGCAAGGAAUAAUGAUAAGUUGGCAUGGAAAUUUUCUCCAAAAGGGAGUUUUGACAUGGGGAGUGCUUAUCUUAUUGCCUCAAAUCUUAUGGAAGCAGAAUCUUUUGCUGGAUCUUGGAUUUGGAAACUCUAA
Quercus robur (English oak) is the source of this 1659-nucleotide messenger RNA. RefSeq lists its product as uncharacterized. The record is from RefSeq and is a predicted model, not a curated record. The transcript has 2 exons. Lineage: Eukaryota; Viridiplantae; Streptophyta; Magnoliopsida; Fagales; Fagaceae. The coding region runs from base 1 to 1659 and encodes 552 amino acids.